GUUCAUUGAAUGCUUGCUUGCAGUCAAUACAGUACACAAUGAAAUGAACACAAACUGAGUCUUCAAUAGCUUUGAGACAAUCGUAUCAUUGAUUCAAUUGAUUGCAACACAUCUGUCAACUGAUCCCAAGACCAUCACCGCAAACAAUGGGUGUAUAUCUGUCGACACCGAACACGGAGUUGGAGUCAGAGGACGGCCGCUCCUCAAGACUGGUGUUCGGCGCGGCUUCGAUGCAGGGAUGGAGGACUGGACAAGAGGACGCGCACAUAGCGAUCGUGGACUACGACACCGACACCUCUUUGUUUGGUGUGUUUGACGGACACGGGGGCCAAGAAGUGGCCAAAUAUUGCGCCCAACGUCUGCCCACUUUCAUCAAGUCUUUGAAUUCAUACCAAAACCACAAAUUUAAUGAUUGUCUCGAAGAGGCAUUCCUCGAGUUCGACAAGACUUUGAUCCAACAGGAGGUGAUCAAUGACUUGAAGAUAUUGUCGGGCAGUCAGGACUUGGAGGAAGAGAACAGCGAAGACGACAUCAAUGAAGCGAUUCUUCUUAGAGAAGAGGCGGACCUUCCGAUGAAUGAACUGAUGGCGCGCUAUAACAACGCCGGCCCUCAAGAAGCUGGUGAUGAGGAAUGCAGUUCCAGUUCUGGGCCUAAACCACAACUGUCUCUGCCGUCACACAUGAAGAGUGAAAUGUCGAGUAAAUCGAAACCCAUUUCACCGUUUCUUAGGGCCAAGAGAACUGUCAUCGACGGCAACCAUCAAAAGGCUGAGUCUGUGGAGGAAUGCAGUUCGUCCAGCGCUUCGACUACUUGUCCAUCCGUUACCAACACUGACAGCCACUCGACAUCACAGCCCGACAGCACUGAUGGUAAUGAAGUGGAUUUGAAGUCAAACGAACAAACUGUUAGCGAAUCCGAUGAAUCAAAUUCAUUGAAUGGAAAGAAGACAUCGAAUGGAAAAGUUUUGUCGACAAACAAUGGUUCAGACUGUGAACCCACCAGUUCUAUAGGCGAUGUCGUGUCUGAUGAGGACAAACACAAUAAUUCUGGUGAUAUUCCUAAGACCUGUGAAACAGACAACAAUUGUGAGACAAUUCGCUCUGAAGAGCCGAUCACUUCAUUGCCGUACAAAGGAAAGGGUAAACACAAGAAGAUAGUGACGCCUAUAAAGGAUGAGUCCAGUGUUAAACCCGAUAGCAGUGAAGAGAGCGAUCAACCUAUUUAUGAGUACUUCUUACAAGACAUGGACGGAUCAGACGAUGAUGAGGACAGCGAAGAUGGGGAUGACUUCAGAGGAAAAGACGAGUCAUCUGAUGAUGAAGAGGAGGAAGAGGAAGAUGACGAGACUUCUGAGUCAGAGUCUGAGUCUGAAGAGGAGGAUGUGGAAGGAGUGGAGCCUAUGAUGCCUUCCUAUGAGAAACCUGGUUAUGACAGCGGCUGUACUGCUGUUGUGGCGCUUCUCAGAGGCAGUCAGUUGUUUGUGGCGAAUGCCGGAGAUUCUCGUUGUGUUGUCUCACGUAAUGGACGCGCGAUUGAGAUGUCUAUUGAUCACAAACCAGAGGAUGAGUUGGAACGGAAUCGGGUGGAGAAGGCGGGCGGGAAAGUGACUCAAGACGGACGGGUGAACGGAGGGCUGAACCUGUCGCGCGCUAUUGGAGACCAUUCCUACAAAAAUAAUAAAAACGUCUCCGACAGGGAACAGAUGAUCACUGCAUUGCCAGAUGUGAAGACAUUAGAUCUCGAACAAAGUGAUGAUUUUAUGGUCAUUGCCUGCGAUGGCAUUUGGAAUUCAAUGACUUCCCAACAAGUGGUCGACUUUGUCGGUCAUCGCAUUAACAAAACGGACAAAUUGUCUUCGGUUUGCGAUGAAUUGUUCAGAACAUGUCUGGCGCCCAACACUCACGGCGAUGGCACCGGAUGUGACAAUAUGACUGCAGUUAUCGUCAAAUUUCUGACCACUUCUUCUAAACGAAAGUUAGACGACAUCGAAGACGCAAAUCAUUCGGAAAGUGAGGCGAUAUGUGUGUCAACUGAAGAGCCGGACAACAAGAAAACUAAAACUAAUGAUUGUGUGAGCGAUGAUUCAAAUGCUGACCAAAAGAUAGUUGACGGAAAUGAUGGCAGCGAUUGAUUGGUGUCCUAUCAUUGCGUUCAAAUCAAGCCAUCAUUUUAUAGAUCCAACAAUUCAUUGAAGUUUUUUAAAACAAUUUUUCAUAUAAAUAAUGUAUUUGUCAUUAAGUAUACAGUAAUUUCAUUCAUUACUACUGAAC
This is a messenger RNA of Oppiella nova, 2271 nucleotides long. NCBI's taxonomy places the organism in Eukaryota, Metazoa, Arthropoda, Arachnida, Sarcoptiformes, Oppiidae. The record is from the annotation of a GenBank genome assembly.